AUGGUAAGGUUAAAACAAAGAUACAUCUUGUUUGAGAUCCUCCAGCCACCACAAGCACCAAAAGAAUGUCAUGAAGACCGUGACUUGUUCACCACGUUUGCCGAGUCUCCUUCCACUGGACUCCUUACCUUGCAUAGGCUGUCACCAAGCAGUAUAAAUCCCAAAGCCAUCACCAAUUCCAUAAAACAACACGUCCAAGAAUAUUACGGCGAUUUUGGUGCUGGUUUCUUGAUGACAUUAAACGUCAAGUACUUCAAUAACAAGACGUCAACUGGGAUAAUACGAUGUGGAAAUCAGAACUUCCAAUAUGUGCUUGGAGCCAUGACUUUAAUCAACAAGAUCGAGAGUAAGCCAGUCAUAAUUCGAUGCACACACGUCAGUGGGACGAUCAAGAAAUGUGAACAGUUUGCAUCCCAAAAGAAUAGGGAGUUGAUCAGGUGUAUAGAAGUUGACCAGAAAAGAGCCCGUGGUAAGUUACACACGAUCUGA
Molecule: messenger RNA, 489 nt
Organism: Yamadazyma tenuis ATCC 10573
Lineage: Eukaryota; Fungi; Ascomycota; Pichiomycetes; Serinales; Debaryomycetaceae
Gene: POP5
Product: RNA-binding protein
Biological process (GO): tRNA 5'-leader removal
Cellular component (GO): ribonuclease P complex
Molecular function (GO): ribonuclease P RNA binding
Source: RefSeq, a predicted model, not a curated record